AAGGCAUAUUCUCUUUCUAGCUUUGAAAAAGAACAGCAAACGAAAAUGUCUGGACGCGGCAAAGGAGGAAAAGCCAGAGCAAAGGCGAAGACUCGCUCUUCUCGGGCCGGGCUCCAGUUCCCAGUCGGUCGUGUCCACAGGCUCCUCAGGAAGGGCAACUAUGCUCAGCGUGUCGGUGCCGGCGCCCCCGUGUACCUGGCGGCCGUGCUGGAGUACCUGACCGCUGAGAUCCUGGAGCUGGCUGGAAACGCUGCCCGGGACAACAAGAAGACCAGGAUCAUCCCCCGACACCUGCAGCUGGCGGUCCGCAACGACGAGGAGCUCAACAAGCUGCUCGGCGGUGUAACCAUCGCUCAGGGUGGCGUGCUGCCCAACAUCCAGGCAGUUCUGCUGCCCAAGAAGACCGAGAAGGCCGCCAAGGCGAAGUAAAGUCCUUCACCUGACUUCAACAAAAACAACGGUUCUUUUAAGAACCACCCA
Molecule: messenger RNA, 480 nt
Organism: Acanthopagrus latus (yellowfin seabream)
Lineage: Eukaryota; Metazoa; Chordata; Actinopteri; Spariformes; Sparidae
Product: histone H2A-like
Exons: 1
Coding region: 46-429 (127 amino acids)
Cellular component (GO): nucleosome
Molecular function (GO): DNA binding; structural constituent of chromatin; protein heterodimerization activity
Source: RefSeq, a predicted model, not a curated record